CGAUCUUUCAAAGCAUUAUUGGUACUCCAAAUUGGCAUUGUAAUAAUUAUCGGAUUUGUUACCUUAUGACUGGCCGCCCAGUCAGUGUUCUUGCCCAUCACCUAUAGUACGAUAAUUACUCGUCUACACUACUGAAACGUAGAUACUGCAACAACUCUUCCAUCUAUCCUACACUUUCUUCAGCCAAAUACAUCAUCAUGGGGAGUCAACAAACGGGUAUCGAGGAAGCAUCAACCCAGCCUCCCAAGCUAACUCUAUCCGAGUUCAAAGCUUUUAACAGACUAGCAGACCACAUGGAUUUAUUCCAUAACAAUUUCCGCAUGAUGUGGAACGAGAUAUACAGCGCCUGCAACAACAACAAACGCCCCAGCCACCAAUCCAUUCACGCAUUUCUCAACCUCGCCGAAUCUUUCUGCACUCAACUCACCCUCCAUCAUACAAUUGAAGAGCGGCACUUUUUCCCCGAGCUAGCCGUGCGAAUGCCAGAGUUUCGCGAGGAUCUUGUUGGUCAGCACCGUGAGAUUCAUCAUGGACUAGACCAAAUGCAUCAAUAUUUGAAGAUGUGUCGCACUGGUGAGACCGAGCUUCAGCUUUCACAUUUAAAAGUUUUAAUGGAGAGCUUUGGGGAGAUUCUAUGGACACAUCUGGAUGAUGAGGUUAGAGCUUUGGGGGCGGAGAAUAUGCGGAAAUAUUGGACUCUGCAGGAGAUGGCUGAACUGUAUCAUUAAAUGUGUUUUCUGUCACUUGGUGACACGGAGGGAGCUGAUAGGAUACAAAUCUUAUUAGUGCAGAAGAUGAAGAUGGUUGAGGUGAGAAAUCAUCAUCUCACCGAGAAGUGGGGGCGGAUGACAUUAAAACGUAUCA
Molecule: messenger RNA, 864 nt
Organism: Botrytis cinerea B05.10
Lineage: Eukaryota; Fungi; Ascomycota; Leotiomycetes; Helotiales; Sclerotiniaceae
Exons: 2
Coding region: 198-728 (176 amino acids)
Source: RefSeq, a predicted model, not a curated record